ACUUGGGCACUGUCUCCACUCCCUGACAGACGGACCUACAAGACUGCACGGACUCUACACUACCUGAUAGUACCUCCGUUCUCUCGAUAAGUCCAUCUCUCUCAUUCUCUCUCUUCUCUCACUUUAUCCCCUACAAAACUGCACUGUCAGAUACCUCCAGACUGCAGUAACCAUUCAACGCUCGCAAUUCUGCAACAAAGCCCAAUUUUUCGAGAUGCAGGUGACAUUAAUUAUCGCCCUCGCCUUCGUUUUGGCAGUCCCCGCCCUCACACAGGUGGUGGGAGGUAGUCAGAAUGAGCAGGAUCAACUAGACAAUACCUCACAGUCUCCACAGAGUGUGAGUCAAGUUGCAGGUGCACUUAGCGACAACGACAAUAAUGCUACUGACGAGGAUGAUGAUGACACGGAGACAAAAGGUGAAGAACAGCUCGAACAAGGCCGUGCUAAAUUAAGCUCCGCGUUGAAGUGUGGCUCUAAGUACAAGUUGAAGUAUGGGGAAUCUCUCUUAUUGUUCUCUAAUAAUAAUGGAGAUCAGCAAAAAUGCAAGGUCAAGGUUACGGGACCCUCGGCCUCUGUGUUGGCUGUCCAGUGUCCCAAUUUCGAACUGAAUCCCGGUGGUUGUAAUAAGGAGAAACUCGUCAUCACUGAAGACGACAAUGGGAAGACAAUCAAGAGCAAAUACUGUACAGCCAAGUGGACGAAUAACUACGUGGCGAAAGGAAACGUUCUUCAGUUUCUUCACAUGCGUAAGGCCCUCAAGGGGGACGAGUGCUCCGGGGGAUACACGUGUGAAGUCUUUCCUAUCGAUGAGUCGAACCCGCCGAGUACUGAUAAUGGGACAUCAGACACCAGACCUCUGUGUGCGAACUGUGGGAUGUCGGACGUACAGGCGCCGAGAGUGAUAGGUGGCCAGGAGGCGUCUGAAGGAGAGUACCCCUGGAUGGUGUAUCACAAGCAAGGGUGUGGUGGGACGCUCAUUGCUCCUCAAUGGAUCGUCACCGCCGCCCACUGCUACUUCGGUCUAUCCGAUCCCACCUCCUUCCCGUUGACCCUGGGCAAGACCGACCUAUCAGACAAUUCUCAAGACAGUUUAGUGCUCACUCCCAAGAAAGUCCACAUCCACGAAAAUUACAAUAAUAACAACUUCAAGAACGACAUCGCACUGGUGGAGCUAAAUGAACCGGUGCAGUUCUCGUCGACCAUCCAGCCAAUGUGUUUGGCAUUGAACAAAAACAUCAAAAGAGGAGGCAAGGUAGUCGCCACAGGUUGGGGUACUACCAAGGCAGGUACGAACAAGUAUUCAGACAUACUGCUGGAGGUGUCUCUAGACCUACUUAGUGACUCUAAAUGUCAAAACUUAGGCAACGCUGACCCCAGUAUCUUCAUCUGCGCCCUCACUCAAGACAAGGAUACCUGUCAGGGAGACAGCGGUGGGCCUCUGAUCGCGGAGGUGGGUGAGGGACAAUGGGCACUGGUAGGUAUCGUCAGCCACGGGGAGGGUUGUGCUGAGGUGAAUAAGCCAGGAGUCUACACCCGCGUGCCGGCUUACACCUCCUGGAUCACCUCCAAGAUUGGCUCCGUCGACUGUUAGAGAGUCUUUGGUGUUCCUCCUUAAGGCCAGCAGCUGAGUUACAUACGGCUCCUUCAUCUUCAGAGGACUAAGUGAACAUCAUUUAGUUCUGUUAUUAUCUAAGGACCAAAUUAAUACCACCUGCUGUUGGGAGUUUAUUUACCACCCAAUUGCCGUCUUGUAACGAUCGACUUCGCUACCUUCUGAAAAUCAACUUGAUUAAGACAACCUGAAUCACCCAAUUUAACACCACUUGACUUUCUUACACCUUUUGCGUCACAUCUUAACACCACCUGAGUUCUACACCCUGUGAGAACCAGCCAAAUGCCAUCUGUCUUCAACACCUGUCGAAAAUCCACUUAUGGUGUUGGGUAGUGGUGAUGGUGAUAAUGGUCCUGGCAUAAGUGUGACCUUAAUAAAACAAUAUUCAUAAUACUUUAUAAACCACAAUUGUAUGAUAUAUUUAUUGUAUGAUCAAAUCAAUAACCAUGUAACUUUUUUGCAAAUAAACAGAAUAAUAUUUAUAAGAUUAAAAGUGGUCAGUCUAGAUAUGUACACGAAUAUCUAUUCUUAGUUUGUUCUCCAUCUUACUAGUAAAAGAUGUUGCUAGAUUGUGUCUAUAUUUGAAAUGUAUUGAAUAAAAUUACUGAAUCUUUA
Homarus americanus (American lobster) is the source of this 2227-nucleotide messenger RNA. Its product is annotated as serine protease 33-like. The transcript has 12 exons. The coding region runs from base 215 to 1591 and encodes 458 amino acids. Gene Ontology annotation, biological process: proteolysis. The record is from RefSeq and is a predicted model, not a curated record. Gene Ontology annotation, molecular function: serine-type endopeptidase activity. Lineage: Eukaryota; Metazoa; Arthropoda; Malacostraca; Decapoda; Nephropidae.